UUUCGAGCUCAUAAGGCACUGUCAGGGAAACAAGUUGCAUCCUCACGCUGCAGGAGGACUGAAAUCGCCAAGAGAUUGAAUACAAUUUGUGCACAAGUCAUCCCAUUUCUGUCUCAGGAACAUCAACAACAGGUGGCCCAGGCUGUCGAGCGUGCCAAGCAGGUGACCAUGGCAGAGUUGAAUGCCAUCAUCGGGCAGCAGCAGUUGCAAGCUCAGCAUCUUUCUCAUGGCCACGGACCCCCAGUGCCCCUAACGCCUCACCCUUCGGGCCUUCAGCCUCCUGGAAUCCCGCCCCUCGGGGGCAGUGCUGGCCUCCUGGCGCUGUCUAGUGCUCUGAGUGGGCAGUCUCACUUGGCAAUAAAAGAUGACAAGAAGCACCACGAUGCAGAGCACCACAGAGACAGAGAACCGGGCACAAGUAAUUCCCUCUUGGUCCCAGACAGUCUAAGGGGCACAGAUAAACGCAGAAAUGGACCUGAAUUUUCCAAUGACAUCAAAAAAAGAAAGGUGGAUGAUAAGGACUCCAGCCACUAUGAUAGCGAUGGUGACAAAAGCGAUGACAACUUAGUUGUGGAUGUGUCUAAUGAGGACCCUUCUUCUCCGCGAGCAAGCCCUGCCCAUUCACCCAGGGAAAAUGGGAUCGACAAAAACCGCCUGCUGAAGAAAGAUGCCUCCAGCAGCCCAGCGUCCACGGCCUCUUCGGGAAGCUCCACUUCUUUGAAAUCCAAAGAAAUGAGCUUGCAUGAAAAAGCCAGCACGCCUGUUCUGAAAUCCAGCACACCGACGCCUCGGAGCGACAUGCCAACGCCGGGCACCAGUGCCGCUCCAGGACUCCGUCCAGGCCUCGGCAAGCCUCCAGCCAUGGACCCCCUCGUUAACCAAGCGGCCGCCGGCCUGAGGACGCCGCUGGCGGUGCCCGGCCCGUACCCCGCCCCGUUCGGGAUGGUGCCCCACGCCGGCAUGAAUGGCGAGCUGACCAGCCCCGGCGCCGCCUACGCCAGCCUGCACAACAUGUCCCCGCAGAUGAGUGCAGCUGCUGCCGCCGCCGCCGUGGUGGCCUAUGGGCGCUCCCCGAUGGUAGGUGCUUACACGGGCGGGAAGGGCUGCGUCAAGGUCUGGGACAUCAGCCACCCCGGCAACAAGAGCCCCGUCUCUCAGCUCGACUGUCUGAACAGGGAUAACUACAUCCGUUCCUGCAAAUUGCUCCCUGACGGUUGCACCCUCAUCGUGGGAGGGGAGGCCAGUACUCUGUCCAUCUGGGACCUGGCGGCUCCCACCCCGCGCAUCAAGGCGGAGCUGACGUCCUCGUCCAAAGCUAACAACACAACAGUGUUUACCUUGAGCUUGGGCAGGAAAUCAUUAUUCAAUCUGGUUUGUUUUAUCAGGCAAUUCCAGGGCCACACAGACGGGGCCAGCUGUAUUGACAUUUCUAACGACGGCACCAAGCUCUGGACGGGCGGCCUGGACAACACG
Messenger RNA from Leptonychotes weddellii (Weddell seal), 1473 nucleotides. The record is from RefSeq and is a predicted model, not a curated record. Lineage: Eukaryota; Metazoa; Chordata; Mammalia; Carnivora; Phocidae.